AUGUCCUCCUCGAAACCAACCCUCUCCUCCCCUCCUCCCCCCGUCCCAGACACAGACAUCUCCUUCCCCCGCCCCCACAUCCUCCUCGUCACCCUCAACCGGCCGCGCCACCUCAACUCCAUCCCCUCGCCGCAGCACUACGCCCUCUCCAAGCUCUACGAGUGGUUCGACGCCGAGCCCACCCUCCGCUGCGCCGUCCUCACCGGCACCGGCCGCGCCUUCUGCGCCGGCGCCGACCUGAAGGAGUGGAACGUCCGCAACACCGCCCCGUCCUCCGUGACCGCGACCGCGACCGCCUCCCCCGCCCCGGUCGUCACCACCUCCUCGCACCCGGACGCCAAGCCCGGCGAGAAGUGGCCCUCCACCGCCGGCUUCGGCGGCCUCUCCAACCGCGGCGGCAAGAAGCCCGUCGUCGCCGCCGUCAACGGCCUCUGCUACGGCGGCGGCAUGGAGAUGAUCAUCAACGCGGACCUCGUCUACGCCUCGACCGCCGCGAGGUUCGGGCUGCCCGAGGUCACGAUCGGCGUCGUCGCCAUCGCGGGCGCGCUGCCGCGCCUCAUCAAGGCCGUCGGCAGACAGCGCGCGACCGAGAUGGCGCUGAUCGGGAGGACGGAUUACACCCCGGAGCAGAUGCUCGCGUGGGGGCUCGUCAACCAGGUCGUGGAGCCCGGGAGGCUUCUCGAGACGGCGCUGGCGGCCGCGGAGGCCAUUGCGAAUAACUCGCCCGACGCGGUGAUUGUGUCGAGGGAGGGGCUGAAGAGCGGGUGGGAGGCGCUGGGGCCGGAGGAGGCUACGGGGUUGGUCGAUCGGACGAUCUACCGCAAGAUGGAGGCCGGGGAGAACAUGACGGAGGGUGUCAAGAGCUUUGUGGAGAAGAGGAAGCCUGUUUGGGUCGAUAGCAAGUUGUAG
This is a messenger RNA of Colletotrichum karsti, 909 nucleotides long. RefSeq lists its product as uncharacterized. The transcript has a single exon. Gene Ontology annotation, biological process: fatty acid beta-oxidation. The record is from RefSeq and is a predicted model, not a curated record. Lineage: Eukaryota; Fungi; Ascomycota; Sordariomycetes; Glomerellales; Glomerellaceae. Gene Ontology annotation, cellular component: mitochondrion. Bases 1 to 909 code for a protein of 302 amino acids. Gene Ontology annotation, molecular function: enoyl-CoA hydratase activity.